GCGUGCAUCGUGAUCGAGCGGAUGCAGAGUCUUGCAGAGAGAACGCAGGGUCACCUUCUGUCACUGCAAGGGGAAAUACAUACUGAAUUAUUUGCAGCGCAGACUCCUGUGUAGUAGUGAACCUCAGCAGCAGCAGCAGCAGCAGCAGCUUCAUCUCUGGUGAUCUCCUGCAGGGGACCAACAGCUCUGUCUAGGGUUUAUGGUAACCUGACCUCCCGUUUGGCGGAGAAGUGCAUGAGGAACCCAGCUUUGCUACAGAGGACACAUUUCGCCGUUAGAGUGCUUCGCAACAUCCAGGACAAUGUCUGGCUCCUACGAUGAGAGUGCAGGUGUUGACGACACCAUGGACAGUUUCUGGGAGGUGGGGAACUACAAACGUGCUGUCAAGAGAUUUGACGAUGGCCAUCGGCUCUGCAAUGACCUUAUGGGCUGCCUGCAGGAACGUGCCAAGAUAGAAAAAGCCUACGGUGAUCAAUUAACUGCCUGGUCCAAGAGAUGGAGACAGCUCAUUGAGAAAGGGCCACAGUACGGUUCCGUGGAGAGAGCCUGGUUGGCUGUGAUGACCGAGGCAGAGAAGGUGAGUGACAUGCACCAAGACGUGAAGAACAACCUCGUGAACGAGGACGUGGAGAAGGUGAAGAACUGGCAGAAGGAAGCAUAUCACAAGCAAAUGAUCGGCGGCUUCAAGGAGGCCAAGGAGGCGGAGGAGGGCUUCAAGAAGGCUCAGAAGCCGUGGGCCAAAAAGCUCAAGGAGAUGGAGACAGCCAAGAAAGCGUACCACAUGGCCUGCAAAGAGGAGAAACUGGCUGCAGCCCGAGAGGCCAACGGAAAGACUGAGGCAUCUGUCACACCAGACCAGCAGAAGAAACUCCACGAGAAAGUAGAUAAAUGCAAACAGGACAUGCAGAAGGCUAAAGAAAAGUAUGAGAAGUCUCUGGAGGAGCUGAACAAGUGCACCCCACAGUACAUGGAGUGCAUGGAGCAGGUGUUUGACCAGUGCCAACAGCAUGAAGUCAAGAGGCUGACCUUCCUGAAGGAGGCCUUACUGGACAUCAAACGCCACCUUAACCUCAGUGAGAACCAAAGCUAUGCCACAAUAUACAGAGAACUGGAGCGCACGAUCCUGUCUGCAAACACUCAAGAGGACCUGAAGUGGUUCAGCAACAACCACGGCCCUGGCAUGCAUAUGAACUGGCCUGCGUUUGAGGAGUACAACCCAGACCAGGCCAGUGCUCCUCCAAAGAAGAAGAAACCAGACGGAGCCCCACCCACUCCAAGCACUGACCAUGUGGCUCCACCUGGUGAUCGUAGCAGUGUGAGCAGCUAUGAUAAGAAUCAAGCUUACUCCACUGAAUGGUCUGAUGACGAGCAGCCCGCUGCUAACUCUGGUAACGAGAACGGUGGGAACGGGAACUCUUUCGAAGAGGAUUCCAGCUCUGGGAAAGCCGUCCGCGUACGCGCUCUCUAUGACUAUGACGGCCAAGAGCAGGACGAGCUUUCCUUCAAAGCAGGUGAUGAGCUGACCAAGACUGAGGACGAAGACGAGCAAGGCUGGUGUAGAGGGCGUUUGGACACGGGCCAAGAGGGACUGUACCCGGCCAAUUACGUCGAGCCUAUCUAGUCACGUUACUGGACAAGGACAAGCCAUUGGAGGCAGCUUGAACUGUCCCAUCCAAUUGCACCGCACAUAGCCAGAGACUUAAGAGCAACACAUCCCUUGCCCAACAGAUGCGCCAAGCAGUCUUGCCUAAAUAAAAACUUAGUAACCUAAAAGACAAUAUAUCAGUAUUAGAUAUUUUAUCCAACAUUUGAGGUGGGUGGAAUUACACAUUUAAAAAAACAAACAAAAAAAAAACAAGAGCAGCAGUUAUUCCAGUAUAUACACACACGGCUAUAACAUCAAGUGCAGGAACACAUUGCUUCUCUGUGUAUCUGUAUUUAACAUAUAAUGCAGCUUGUUUAAACUUGCAGUAUACUGCAGUCUGUUCUCUUGUGAAGAAUGGGACGAUAAUAUAAUCAAUUAAACCCAUUCGACAAAGAUGAGCUUCUCUAACCUGCAUUGUGUAUAUACAGUGUGACGCCAUUUUGUGUAGCAUUUUUAAUGCUGUGUGUGGUCACUUGUCAUUCUUACUUCAGGAAUGCUGUGUAGUGUUAAAAGUUUCACAGACAGUACCCUCUGUUUCUCUCUUUCUUUCAUUCUUUCUUUCUUUCUUUCCUUGUUUCUUUUCUCCCUUUCUUUUUGUUUUUCUUUGUGAUUUGGUCCAACCUCUUUUCCGGUGUGUGCAGUGUGUUUUUAACUGUUUCUAAUGUUGCAUAGCAGCAUGUGCUAUGCAACAACUUGCAUUCCCUGAAUCCUGCAGCCUUGUGUGGGCUACAACCUGAUGCAACACUUCAACUACAAAAUGCAGAGGUCACUUUUUAGCAUCACAUGCUUCUGGACAUGCACAUGCUUCCGUUUUCAUGUGAGGAAGCUUGUCGAUGAACUGAUUUUAUGUUUGUAUUGUAUUUUUCUUAGCAUCACAAAUCAUUUACCGGUAUCAUCUUCAUGCGCUUCAUGGAAAGGAUACAGUUUCGGCAGAAGCUUUCAUUUUUGCCUCAGUAAAUCAGGUCGCAAUUAAAUCCACUACUGCUAACAAGAAAUGCAAGUGAAAGGUUCCCGCUGAGUGAAGCUGGAUCAAGUCAUCUUUUUUUAAGGGUGCCACCGCAGUAGGAGAGGAGGGUUUUGAACAAUGCCUGUGCUGGGCACUUUUCUUCCAGAGCGAGGGCCAAUGGAGGCGUGUCAAUGUGUUUCUGUACAACAGACUGUUGUCUGAAGAUUGAAGCCUCUUCAACAGGACAUGAAUGUACUAGUGUUUGGGCUUGAAAGGGGUCAUGUUGUCUCAACAUGGUUCUCCACUCCACUGUCAUUUAAGGCCCUAACUUGCAAAAAGCACUAGUUUUGUGGCCCGUUUCCCUGCUGAGCCAAAGAAUGACCCAGUACCAUCAACUAUCUCUCUCUCUCUCUCCAUGCAAUAAACCUCACAUAUCACAUUAGGAAACAGCUUCAGUGAAGAUCAGCUUGUAGCUGCCUCCCAGUCCACCCAAGCUUCGUUUGUCUGCAAAACACUACGCAGUGACACAGGGAAAACAUUUGUCACCAGUACUGCACGGCACGUUUAGAUGACGCUUAUAUACAGUUAGGUUUAGUCUUCAACUUGCUCUACAGACACUAGCAGGAAUUGGCACUUAUCGGAGUUGUCUGUCUGGCCACAUGUUCAAUCUAAAUCUCUGAUUAGACAAGAGCGAUACGCCUUUUAGAAAUUAGCCGUCGUGGAGGAUAAAGUUUUGAAGUGGACCAACGGCAGUCCGAUGUGUUUAGCUCUGUGUCUGGAACAGGAUUGGACAGGUUUGGGUCUCACACAUGAGGAGAAACACAUCACCAGCUCACAAGUUGUGUCUUAGAGUAAAGUUGUCCAGCAUCGCAAAAAGGACUCCGGUCAUCAAACUGUCCCACCUCCUAAAUGCACACACACACACACACAGAUUUAUACACAUUCAUAAAAUCACACAAUGUACACAAACCAUGCAAGAUCAAACACAUACUCCACCUAAUCAGGUUAAUUAUUAGGGGAAACAUCAUCAUCAUCCAGUGUGUAUGAGUUGUGUAAAUGUAACAGAAAAGAAAAAAUAUAUAUAUAUAAAAAAAAAAAAAAAAUGCAAGUGAUGGACUAUUAAGACAAAAGUGUAGUGUUAUACAUGUAAAUGUGUUUCAUUUAAAUAACAGCAAUGGAAAACAUAUUAAGUAAUAGGUACCAUAUCGUAUGAAUUUCAUUGCAAUGGAAUUGUCAGUGUAUUAUAAAAGCGUGACGUUAUCCCACGCUGUCAGAUUUGUAUAUGAUGAUGUAAUUUAAAGAUUAUAUUCUAUUGUAACUGUACAACUGUGUUGAGUUGGAAAAUGAGACCUAACCAUGUUGAGGCAGUAAAAAGAUGUACAUGUAAAUGCUUUUUUAUGUUGAUGAUCUCUUCCUUAUGCACACGGGGGACAGCGGCUCACGUUGUGGAAACCCUAUUAGCGGUCUUACUCUAGAAGAUGUGUGUUCAUAGUUAGUGAUGUACUUUUAUCUCCUAACUGGUGUAGUGCCUGUUCAUCUUGAUGUAACAAAAAAAAAGUUAAUUUAAAAAUAUGCAUAAACAUGAUGAUCACAGAUAAUAUCAGUGAUAGUGAUGACGAAACCUGAAGCCAAUUUGUUGUGAUGGUGUCAAUAUUGCGAUAUUGGUCUGAAAGGGAAAUAAGUUUGUUGAAAAA
Messenger RNA from Solea senegalensis (Senegalese sole), 4285 nucleotides. RefSeq names its product protein kinase C and casein kinase substrate in neurons protein 1-like. Gene Ontology annotation, molecular function: phospholipid binding; protein binding. The coding region runs from base 302 to 1621 and encodes 439 amino acids. The record is from RefSeq and is a predicted model, not a curated record. NCBI's taxonomy places the organism in Eukaryota, Metazoa, Chordata, Actinopteri, Pleuronectiformes, Soleidae. Gene Ontology annotation, cellular component: plasma membrane; endosome; cytoplasm. The transcript is spliced from 11 exons. Gene Ontology annotation, biological process: cytoskeleton organization; regulation of endocytosis; neuron projection morphogenesis.